AUGAAACACAAAGAAGAGAGUCCUUCAUCACCAGCACUUUCUGAUGAUUCCUAUGAAAUACAAGUGAGAAGAAUAGAGGAGCCAGAAGCAACAUUGGAAGAGGAAAAUAUUGCCAUACUAAAGGACAUCAAGUCUCCAAUUAAGGCCGUUUUGUUUGGUAUUGAUGGAAUGAUUAGAAAUAUUAAUGAACUCAAUUAUAAAGUAUGGAGUGAAAUUUUGAUGGAAUAUGGCUAUGAGCUAUCUUAUCAGGACUAUUUGCAAUGGUUCUUGUUUGAACAUGAAGCUAAUGUGUUAUUCUUCCUAUUGCCAUACUCCACCAUUGAUGAUCACAUUGAAAUAUCAAAGAAAAAACAAAUGGCAUUCAUCAACCAUAUUAACCAUUCGGACUUUGUACUAUCUCUUGGAGCAUUGAGAGGUAUUGAAAAAUUCCUUGAAACAAUCAAGAAGAAAAACGAACAUAAGGGAGAAGAGGAUCAUGAAAUUAUGUUGGGAGUUGUUUCAGAUCUUUCAAACAAGGAGACAAAGAGUUUACUGACAAAACUAAAGUUGAUGGACUAUUUCGAUGUAAUUCUCUCAAGUUAUGGAUUGAAAAAACCAAAACCAGAUCCAUCAAUAUACCAAGUUGCUUUAGAACAAUUGAAAAUUGAACCAAAUGAAGUUGUUGUAUUUGAAGGAACUACUCAAGGUUGUCUUUCAGCAGUCAGAGCUCUCAAAAAUGGAAAUAUUAUUGGCGUAAAAAGUUCAGACCUUAGUGAAGAGAUUGAUCUAAAAGAAAUGAAUGAUAAUGGGGUUCAAACUAUUAUUGAAAAUUUUGAAGGUUUAGAAUUUUCUCAUGUUGAAAUGAUGUUAAAUUAA
Messenger RNA from Naegleria gruberi, 855 nucleotides. RefSeq lists its product as uncharacterized. Bases 1 to 855 code for a protein of 284 amino acids. NCBI's taxonomy places the organism in Eukaryota, Heterolobosea, Eutetramitea, Acrasida, Naegleriidae. The transcript has a single exon. The record is from RefSeq and is a predicted model, not a curated record.